Durotheca rogersii is the source of this 1358-nucleotide messenger RNA. RefSeq names its product S-adenosyl-L-methionine-dependent methyltransferase. Lineage: Eukaryota; Fungi; Ascomycota; Sordariomycetes; Xylariales; Xylariaceae. The coding region runs from base 185 to 1276 and encodes 363 amino acids. Gene Ontology annotation, molecular function: methyltransferase activity. The transcript is spliced from 10 exons. The record is from RefSeq and is a predicted model, not a curated record.
GGUUAAUAUCCCUAUGCUCGCUAACUCGUGGCAAUAUCUGCCUCGAGAAUACCUCGUAUACAGACUCCGAUCUAGUAGCCCGCUUAAAUUCACCAUCUCCGCGUGCGCGGACAGGCUGUAGAGUCAGCGCUCAUUUGGCGCUCCGGUUUGCGCUUCCCACAAGACCUCGCCGUCACUCACCAUCAUGACAGACGCCUCAUCCGUCGUGGGUCGCGACGAUGGCCACGCCACGCAGUAUCCGCUAGCGCCCAGUACGACCGUUUCGGUCGACCAGAAUGCGUCGCUAUUAUCGUGGGGCAGCGGGAGUGCGCCAUCUCUGCCAUCGGUAGACGGCGAAUCGCAGACGGAAACAACAUCGAUUUCGGGAAGCAUGCGAUCCUCUACCAUGUCGUUAGAUUCGAGUCUCUGCCAUUUCGUCGAAGAGAAUGGCCGCACUUACCAUCGCUACAAAGAAGGCAGAUAUUUCCUACCAAACGAUGCUGCAGAGCAAGAAAGAUUAGACCUACAACACCAAUUGUUUACGAUAGCUAUCGGGGGCAAGCUAUACAUCGCGCCGGUCCCGGAAAACCCCAAACGAGUAUUAGAUAUCGCGACAGGGACAGGCAUAUGGGCUAUAGACUUUGCUGUCCAGCACCCUAGAUCCCAAGUCAUCGGGACCGACCUCAGCCCUAUCCAACCCCAGUUCUUGCCGGAGAACUGCAAGUUCGAGAUCGACGACGCGGAAGACGAGUGGACGUUUAGCGAGCCGUUCGACUUCAUACACGGGCGGGCGCUGAUGAGCUGCUUCAACGACCCGGCGGCGGUGGUGCGCCAGGCGUUCGCGCACCUGGCGCCGGGCGGGCUGAUGGAGUUCCAGGACGCGCUGUUCCCGAUGAGCUACAUCGGCGAGGCGCCGACUGCGUCGGCGCUGUACCGGUGGAACCAGCUGAUGAUGGAGGGCGUCGGGCGGCUCGGCCGCUCCUGGAGCAACGUGCAGCACUACCGCCGCUACUUCGAGGAGGCCGGCUUCGUCGACAUCGUCGAGAAGCGCUUCUACUGGCCCACGAGCCCCUGGGCCAAGGGCCUGUACUACAAGACCGUCGCCGCCUACUUCCAGGAGGACAUGCUCGCCGGCCUCGAGGCCAUGAGCCUCAAAGUCCUCGGCGGCCUCGGCAUGUCCCCCCGCCAGAUCCGCGAGUUCGUCGAGGACGUGAAGCGCGACUUCUUGGACACGAACCUCCACGCGUACUUGACAGUGACGUAUAUAUACGGAUAUAAGCCCCAAUAUCCGCUUUGAAAGGGGGGUUAUCCCGAGGGUUUACCUUUGACGCGGCAUUGCUCGCGUGGCCCUUCUUCGGCUACCUAUUUCGUAGGCUCCG